CGCCCUGAACAAAACAUCCAAACUAAUCAUUAUUCAUCAACUCUAAGAAAUCUCGAAUAGUACCAUUUCCACCACGAUGAGCCAACCAGGUACAUGCGGGCAAGUCAGCCAAGAAGCAAAGGAUAUCAUGAAAUCCCUUCAAAAAGACCCAACCGGGAUGGGCUUCACUCACCUCGCCACCGACGGUGUCCUGCGUGCCUUCGACGGAGACCGCAAUGUUGUUGACUAUAGGAAGCUGAGCCCCGAAGAGAUUAAGCUCGUGCUUGAGAUUUACCCCCCUGCGUAUCGUGCGCAGCUCAACGAUAAGUUUUCCGGGGUCGAUGGGCGCAAUGUUACAGAUACACAGCAGUGCCUUCACCCGGAUGCGAGCAUUAUGCCGCCGGAGAGGUCGUCGGAGGGCCAGAACGUGUCGCCUGCCGAUGAUGCUUAGGAAAUUCGCAAUUUUUACUUGUUACGAUCUCAUAUUGAAGAAACCUUGCAGACUCGGGCAGACGAAAUUCAUCUUAGUUUAUCGUUUCAUGAUUAGUCGCAUGUUCCAAAUUGAAUACAUCAAAGUGCUAUAUACCGGGCUAUAUCUACUAUCAUAACAGUCAAAUUGGAGAUUUUGCAAGAAUCGGAGCUGAAUAUCCUGUUGUCACCCUUGAAAGAUCGACGGCGUCCCGAUGAGAUGUACAGUAUAGGUCGAUAGUUUACUGUCGAGUUACAGGCGAUAGAGCUCGUUUAUGACAAAGAAACAGAGGAUUCAAUUAUUCUUGCCCCAUAU
Messenger RNA from Aspergillus versicolor CBS 583.65, 763 nucleotides. RefSeq lists its product as uncharacterized. Lineage: Eukaryota; Fungi; Ascomycota; Eurotiomycetes; Eurotiales; Aspergillaceae. The record is from RefSeq and is a predicted model, not a curated record. The transcript has 2 exons. The coding region runs from base 77 to 430 and encodes 117 amino acids.